Messenger RNA from Staurois parvus, 474 nucleotides. The record is from the annotation of a GenBank genome assembly. NCBI's taxonomy places the organism in Eukaryota, Metazoa, Chordata, Amphibia, Anura, Ranidae.
UUAUAUUAGUGCAGAACACUGUACCUUUAAUUUAAAUGCCCUUGGAGUCUGCUGGGGAAGAGAAAUAAUACUGUCAGUCAGUAUGACAUGCAGAUGAGUGCCGUCGAUCUUAGAAUCACCGCACACUUCACUCAUUUGGGCAGUCACGGGGCCAAAACCAGAGUGUGGAGCCACAGUGUGGCGGUGGAGGCAGCAGCAAUGGGAGGCCAUACAGCACCCUAUGACAAAAUGGAACCCACCAGCAGUGUGAGGAGACCUGAAAGUGGCACAUGGCAGAGUGUGGCGAUGGAGACAGCAGCAAUGGGAGGCCGUACAGGGACCCAUGACACACUCUGGACCUGGCAGCAGCAUGAGGAGGUGGUACAGGGGCCCAUGGCAGUGGCGGAGCAGAAGCAGCUUCAAUUGAAGGCCAUACACAGGCCUAGGUUAAAAAGUCCCCCCAGCAGCAGUGUGGGGAGACGACUAUCAAGAGUC